UAUGACAUAAAGAUGAAGGACUUCUACCUAUAUCAGAACAUCUCAAAGAUCAGCCCUUUUGAGGGCCCACAGUAUCAUAUUGCUCCAAAAUGGGCAUUUUAUCUGCAAGCAGCAUUCAUGGGCUUUGUGUUUUUUGCUGGAACACCCCUCAAUGCUACUGUCCUGCUCGUCACUGCAAAAUACAAGAAACUGCGGCAGCCUCUGAACUACAUCUUGGUCAACAUCUCUGUCGCUGGUUUCAUCUUUGAUGUGUUCUCCGUCAGCCAAGUGUUUGUGACCAGCCUAAGAGGUUAUUACUUUCUUGGUCACACAAUGUGUGCUCUGGAAUCUUCAAUGGGAACAGUAGCAGGCUUGGUAACAGCAUGGUCGCUUGCUGUCCUGGCAAUUGAGAGAUAUAUCGUCGUCUGCAAACCCAUCGGGAAUUUUAAAUUUGGUUCGAGUCAUGCUCUUUGUGGAGUGGCCUUCACCUGGUUUAUGGGGGUUGGAUGUGCUAUACCCCCAUUCUUCGGUUGGAGCAGAUAUAUCCCUGAAGGCUUGGGCUGCUCCUGUGGACCUGACUGGUACAUGCCUGGGACAGAGUAUAACUCAGAGAGCUACACAGCUUUCCUUAUGGUUACCUGUUUCAUUGCCCCCCUCAGCUGCAUCAUCUUCUCCUACUCACAACUUUUGUCUGCCUUGAGAGCUGUGGCAGCACAGCAGGCUGAGUCAGCAUCAACACAGAAGGCAGAGAAAGAGGUGUUCAGGAUGGUCCUUGUUAUGGUGGCAUCCUAUAUAAUAUGUUGGACGCCUUAUGCAGCUGCUGCUUUGUACUACACAUUUGACCAUGAAACACCCAAAGAUUACCGUUGGGUCACCAUUCCUGCUCUUUUCUCCAAGAGUGCCACUGUUUACAAUCCAUUGAUCUACUGCUUCAUGAACAAACAGUUCAAUGCAUGUAUUAUGGAGACAGUGUUUGGAAAGAAGAUGGAGGAAUCCUCAGAGGUGUCCAAAACCGAGGUGUCCUCUGUGGCUUAAGAUACGACUCAGAACUCCCUUGUCAAGCACAUUUGAAGAACCCAAAUAUUCAAUCUUGUUCCUUUAUUCAAACUUUUAAUACAGCAUGGAAAAUUAUUAAGUCGAAUGGCUAAGUACAAAAAAGAAAUGUGGUGUGAUUUCUCUGUUGAACAUUGAACCUACAUUGGCUGUUCUAUGAUAUUUGUCUACAUGUAUUUUAUACACAUAUAAAACUUCAAAAGACUUAAGUGAUGGUUUCUCCAGUGAAUAUCUCAUCACAAUUUCAUUUUUCUAUAUGCCUAUUUUAUUACAGAUACUAGUAAAACUGCAGCAAAAAUACAAAAAAAAACAAAACAUUUUUUUCCUUAAGUGUUGUCCAGCUUCUCAGAUGUUAUUUUGUUGAAUGGUGAUUAUGGAUCUUUCAAAUAAAUUCAAGCAAUACUGA
Messenger RNA from Alosa alosa (allis shad), 1438 nucleotides. RefSeq names its product ultraviolet-sensitive opsin-like. The record is from RefSeq and is a predicted model, not a curated record. Gene Ontology annotation, biological process: G protein-coupled receptor signaling pathway; visual perception; phototransduction. Gene Ontology annotation, molecular function: G protein-coupled receptor activity. The transcript has 5 exons. Lineage: Eukaryota; Metazoa; Chordata; Actinopteri; Clupeiformes; Clupeidae. The coding region runs from base 13 to 1014 and encodes 333 amino acids. Gene Ontology annotation, cellular component: membrane; photoreceptor outer segment.